AUGGUACAGCUGCCAUCACCACAGUCCGAACAUAACCAGCAAAUGCCUGAUGCCAUACCCAAACUGGAAACAGAUUAUAACGGUCUAACAAAAAAUCUGAAAGAAGCCAAUGAACUGCUACUGAAUUCAAACAAUAAACAAUCAACACAGUCUCCCAUGAAAAAUGUACUCUCAGCAAAGAGCACCACCAACACAAGCAAUACUAAUAAUAAUACUAUUAAAAAUAAUACAGGGAUAAGCCCUCAGCAGUUGUUUGAAUUGGUGUCUCAAAAUUACGAAAACUGGCAACAAGCCAUGGUGAAAAGGUUUGAAAAUGAUGAAAAUGAUGAUGACAAUUUUUCUCCAUUUCCUAAUCACGAUAAUCAUAUCAAAGCCAAUCUUAAUUUAAUGUUAAACCAAAAACCCACGAAUGAAAAGAAUUCUAAUCCGAUUUUCAACUAUAAUUUAUUAGAAGCAUUAGAUGAGGUGUCGAACGAUAUGACUGAACAACUACGAGAAUCCACUUCAGCUACACUAAAGGGUCAAUCCAACAAUGUCGACACCGCCAACGGUACAACUGAUAGAGAUGGUGUUAAAGGCGACGUGAAAAGUAAACGGAAAUUGUUUGAUACUACAACAAAUACAUUAUUAAAUGAAAAAGAAAUUGAUUUUCUUCGACAUAAAAUAACUCAAAUAAUACAGCAUAGUGAGCAAACCAAAAUGACACAAGGGUUUUCAUUGUAUGAUACUAAGGAUGAAGAAGGAUUACAUGCUGGUAAUUCUGACAUGUGCUCAUGUUGUGGAGACUGCAACGAGUAUGAGUUUGAAUAUGAGGGUAAUGAAUAUGAUUAUGAUCAAGGUGAUUACGAUUUAGAAGAAAUCACUCGCGAUAAUGACGAUGAUGGAAAAGGCUAUAGUCGUGGGUUUUCUUAUACGAUUCCACCAACACAUCAUAUCGAAGUUGAACUAAAUGCUGUACCUGAAUGUGACAUUCAUGGCAGUGAAGGUUAUUGUGAUUGUCCUAUAUUUGAUGCUCGCAUCGAACGUGGGAAUGGCAGUAUUAAUAGCAGAGCAAAUGGAAAGAAAGGAAUACGAGGGAGGGAUUAUGGUGAAGAUGAAAGUGAUGGUCCGUCUUGUGAAUUUAUGUUUGAAUAUGAUCAUACUGGGAAAUUGAUCCCGACUUACAACAAUGUAGCUGAGAAGUUGCGAGAGAUGGAACUAAAUGGCGACAAAUUUCUAGAAAGAGCACAUGAACAGACCAAUUCUAAAAAAAGGGGGAAGAAAAGCAAGCACAAGAAUAAAAAGCCACUUGCACUGAAGAAGGAUAAGGGAAAUAAAAGCAAGCCACUCAAGGAGGAAGAUGUAUUAUCAUCAAAGGACGACAACGACGAAGAAGUUUCAACUAUAACGCCUAUUUCGAAAAGUAACGACUUGGAGAUAAUUAGAGAAAUCGAAAUACCUCACGAUUCAAGUAGGAACCAACCAACUACUAUCCCUAUAGAUUAUUUUGGAUUGAUUCCUAGUAUUAGCAAUGAAUGUUGUUUGAUUUGUCAGUACCAAGCAAUAUAUGGUACUGAACCAAGGCAAAUGAAAAAAUGGUACGAUCAACGAGUUCACGCUGAAGAAAAGCGAAGACGAGAUUUCAAAAAGAAGUUACAGAACGCAAAGCUGAAGGUCUUGAAACGACAAAAGGAUUGGCGGCAGAAGGAACCAGAACAACAGCAAAAACAGAAACAACAACAAAAUGUGAAUAACGGCAAAGACUCGGAUAGUAGAACUCAACCAAAUACUGAAACUCUUGCAAAUAGAAUAGAUGAAGUUGAUUAA
Messenger RNA from Candida albicans SC5314, 1806 nucleotides. RefSeq lists its product as uncharacterized. Bases 1 to 1806 code for a protein of 601 amino acids. NCBI's taxonomy places the organism in Eukaryota, Fungi, Ascomycota, Pichiomycetes, Serinales, Debaryomycetaceae. The record is from RefSeq and is a predicted model, not a curated record. The transcript has a single exon.